AACAAUACUAUGACGUCAUAUAGACUAAUUUGCUCGCAGGUCCUGAAAAAAGAGCCCCCGACGUACCUCCGAUAGCUGAUGUUUAUCUAUACUUAGCACCCAGUUCAGAGCAUUUCAAGCUCACCAAGGAGAUGGUGACAUCCGGUGGAGUGUAUCUCAUUGGCACCACUCCCGGUAUCCUAUCACAUCAGACACACCUACAAACACACAUCCAGUGAGUCGUCUACUCUUCCUGGACCAGUCUCCCAGAGACCGCUGCAGGGCACCAUGACUCUAGGGAUGAAAGGCACACCCACUGGGGCAGGGGACACCACCCCAGAGACCUCGCCCGUUGUUCCGCCACACCCAUCGCCGUCUCAUCCACCAGCCAACCAUCCACCUGAGCCGACAGAAGGAGGUAGCGAUGGUGGUGAUGAGAACAUUGAUAUGGAGGAGCCUCCGUUCCCUGUCGAGUCGCUGAAUCGUCUAGAUGAGAUGAUCAACAAGCCAAGAUGGGUCAUCCCUGUUCUGCCUAAGGGAGAGCUGGAGGUUCUUCUCGAGGCUGCUAUUGAACUCAGCAAAAAAAACCUUGAUAUUCGCAGUGAGUCAUGCCAGAGGUUCUUCAGAGACGGGUUAACAAUCUCCUUCACUAAAAUCCUCACUGAUGAAGCCGUUAGUGGAUGGAAGUUUGAAAUCCAUAGGUGCAUUAUGAAGAAUACAGAGAAACUGAUAGAGCUGUGUGUGAGCAAACUAUCUCAGGACUGGUUUCCCCUCCUAGAACUACUAGCUAUGGCUCUUAAUCCACUCUGCAAGUUCCAUGUGUUUAACGGCUCAAGGCAAUCCGAAACAGUUCCAAUGGGUUCCCAGCUGAACAAUAACGAAAUCUUUGCCAGACCCCCAGACAUCAGAAAUCCAAAGGGAUGGUUGGUAGACCUGUUGAAUCGGUUUGGAGCACUCGGUGGAUUUGAUAUUCUUCAGGAAAGAUUCUUAGAUGAAAGCCAAUCUCUCAACGUACCAAUUAUUCAUGCUUUACUCAGGCCUUGGGGUCAGUGCUAUGAACUUAUCACUCAACACACUGUACAAACUCAUUUCAUGCCCAUUGUGGAUCGUGUUGUGGCAUACUUGGAUGGUCUUUCGGAUGAUGAACUAAAGAAGGAGUCCAAGAACGAAGCAAGGAACGAUGCUCUUUCAUCUAUCAUAAAGGCACUGCGGAAUCUGGUCUCGAAGGUUCCCAAUCAAGAGGAGAAAAUCAAGAGUUUAGAGAUGUUCAGACUCAAGAUGAUCUUGAGGUUGCUACAAAUAUCGUCUUUCAACGGGAAGAUGAACGCACUCAAUGAGGUCAAUAAGGUCAUAGCCAAUGUGACAUACUACACGCACAAACAGACAGGCAUGGACGAGGAGGAGUACCUUACUGCGGAGAGGAUGGCUGAGUGGAUUCAAGAGAAUAAAGUGUUGAGUAUUGUUCUACGAGACAGUCUUCAUCAGCCUCAGUAUGUUGAGAAGCUAGAGAAGAUUCUUAGAUUUGUCAUCAAAGAAAAGGCCCUCACCAUGGAAGACUUGGACAACAUCUGGGCUGCACAGGUUGGGAAACAUGAAGCAAUUGUAAAGAACGUCCAUGACUUACUAGCCAAGCUUGCCUGGGACUUCUCUCCUGAACAACUAGAUCAUCUCUUUGAUUGCUUUCAGGAGAGUUGGGCCACUGCCAGCACCAAACAGAGGGAGAAGUUACUGGAGCUAAUCCGUAGACUAGCUGAAGAUGACAAAGAUGGUCUCAUGGCCCAUAAGGUCCUGUCCCUACUCUGGACCCUGGCCCAUCAACAAGAUGUCCCUACAGACAUCAUGGACCAGGCCCUACAUGCCCACACCAAGAUCCUGGACUAUAGCUGUUCACAGGAUCGAGACUCUCAGAAGCUUCACUGGAUAGAUAAGUUUGUGGAGGAGCUGAGGAAAGAUAGUUGGGUCAUUCCGGCUCUCAAACAGAUCAAAGAAAUAUGCAGUCUCUUUGCUGAGGCACCACAAAACUACCCUACUGCCCAGCGUAGCUCCCAUGUGCAAUAUCGGCAUGAUGUCAUCAACUCGCUGCAAACAAAACAUUCGCUGGUCACCUUGGUGGCCGAGAACCUGUCCACUUACAUGAAUCGUGCAAGGCAGUUUGCCAAGGAAAACCCAGAUCCCCAUAAUAUAUCACCAAACAGCAGGUAUAGUCAUGUACAACAAGUCCAGGAGAGACUCAAUUUCUUGAGGUUCCUAUUAAAAGACGGCCAGCUGUGGUUGUGUGCACCCCAAGCCAAAGAAAUCUGGAAUUGUUUAGCUGAGAAUUCUGUCUAUGUUAGUGACAGAGAAGCAUGCUUCAAAUGGUUUUCAAAGCUGAUGGGGGAGGAGCCUGAUCUUGAUCCAGAGAUAAACCGGGAUUUCUUUGAAGAUAACAUCCUACAGCUGGAUCCAGCACUGCUCACAGAGAAUGGCAUCAAAUGCUUUGACCGCUUCUUCAAAGCCGUCAACUCUAAGGAGGGCAAGUUGGUGCCCAAGAGACGAGCAUUCCUGAUGGACGAUCUUGAGCUGAUAGGUCUUGACUACCUAUGGAGGGUGGUCCUCUGCGCGGGAGAUGAGAUAGCCCUGAAAGCCAUCGAGCUACUCAAGGAAACCUACACAAACCUUGGACCAAAGCUGCAGGCCAGUCAGAGUGAUAUACAUGAAGAUUUUAUCCAGUCUUGUAUGGACAGACUGAAAGCUAUGUACGACACACUCAGGAUACUAGAGACAGACAAGGAAUGUGCAGAUAAGGUGCAACACGAAGCCACAAGAAUGACCAGAAUACUGACCAUCUUGAGAGAGUAUAUCAGUGAAUAUGACCUGGACUUCACAGAGGAGAGAACCAUAUUACCUAUGGCAAGAGCUCACAGGGGCAAGCAUGUGACCCUCAACGUGAGGUUUCCCAAUCAGGGCAGGCAGGUGGAUGACAUUGAUAUAUGGUCUCAUACCAAUGAAUCCUUGGCAUCGGUCAGGAGACAGAUCUUACUCAGAGCGAAAGCUAAUUUAACGACGACCCGGUUAGAUCUUUACAUCAAUGGUGAGCUUCUAGAUCCUGCUGAAGACAGGCGAUUGGUUGGAGACAUUCCUCUAAGAGACCGAACACUGAUAACAGCGAAGCUGUGUCAGGUGGGGUCCAAUAUGCCAUCGUCACCUGAUAGUUCAUCGGAUUCAUCAGGUGGAUCACCGCAUCAUCCUUAUGAUGGACCCAACGUGGAAGCUGAGAAAUGUCUUCCAGGAGUGCUGAUGUCUUUGCAACACACCUAUGUGGAGUUCUUAUUUCACCUAUCUGACUUGGGCUGUAAUCUCAAUAUUAGUCCACUCAGGGAAGGGGCUAGAGCAUUACUUAAAAUCAUCCCAGCAGAUGUGACUAUAGUCGAUAAACUGAUAGAGAUUUGUCGGAACAAUGCCAAGCUAGGAGAACAGUCGUCAUCUCCAUCCUUAGAGUCUCUCUUCUUUGGGUCAUCUUCAUCUCAGGUUCUAUAUCACCUUGAGGUUGUGUACUCAUUACUUAUGCCAGCCAAACAGCCACACAGUGAACCAGCAUUUGAUUUCCAGUACAAUUUCUUGAAAAGUGGUGGAGUAUCUGCAGUCAUGAACAUGCUGACGAAGAAUAAUUUCUUGCCUAAUGCUGAUAUCGAGACAAGGAGGUCUGCUCUUCUUAUGGUGCUGAAGGUGGGCAAGCUCAUGUUUACAACGCUAGCCUACGCCCGCAUCACGGCGGUAGCCGAGGCCUGUCAGACAGACCCUGCCGGUGGUCCCAGCCAGUCGGCCGUCUCUCAGACCACGCACACCCAGGCUGUGGUACUACAGCAGGCCAUGCAGCAUAUCCCCAAUCCUAACGCAGAGUGUGUGCUUAGAAAUGUUGCUGUACGGCUGGGAAGACAGGCAGCUGAAGAGGCCAAGACGGAUACCCUAGAUCUAAGUGUUGUGAAAGCAAUCAAGAAGAUCGCUUGGUCUGCUGGCUGCGGAUGUUCCCAUCUCCUUCAUGGCUCAAACGAAGAGGUUCAUAAAUCCUUUGAGAAGGCUGAUAGCGGUGAAGCGGACGGUGAUGACGCGGCAUUGUGUCGGGAAGCACUGGAGGUGUUGACAGUAUGCCUAGCUCUUUGCCCUCAAGCGUUGGACGCACUCAACAAGGACAAGGCCUGGCAAUGCUGUAUAAUAGAUCUUUUACUUCUAGCAAAGACAAGGUCUGUCCGUGUGUCUGCUAUGGAACAGUUUCAGCUGAUAGCUACCAAGUGUUCAUCGGGUCAUCGCCCUCUUAUCUUCUUCAUCACACUCUGUUUUUCAGUCCUUCAGAACAAGACAAAAGAGCAUCCAGGCUCCUGUAGUGAAUACUUUCUGUUGCUAUGUCGGUUGCUAAACUAUGGUUACGUGUCAAACAGUUCCAUGCCCAAUGCUGAGGCUCUCCUCAACAAUGAAAUUGACUGGCUUAAGAAAGUUAGGGAUGGUGUAUUGACGACAGGAGAGUGUCUAUGUGAAGAGACGUUAUUGGAGGGUCAUCUAGGUAUUACAAGAGAACUCUUGGCUUUCAUGACGAGCGAGAAGAAGUUCCAGGUUGGAUCUAAGAAAGAUGGCUGCCAGUUGAUUAAAGAAUUAUUGGAUGACUUCCUGUUCCCGGCAUCAAAGAUCGUCGUUCAGACAUUAAAGAACGGAGCUGAGACGCCGCUAGAUCCUGUCAUUCCAGUGUGCACGACCCCACCCACAAUAAACGCUGCUUUUGAUCUACUGGUGGCACUGUGCAUGAACUGCGUACCCAACCUCAAGCUUGUCACUGAUACGCUCACUGACAUGUACUAUUCAGGUAAUGAUGCACCCUUGACAGAAUGGGAGUACCUGCCGCCUGUUGGCCCAAGACCUAAUAAAGGCUUUGUGGGACUAAAGAAUGCUGGAGCAACCUGCUAUAUGAACUCUGUCUUACAACAGAUAUACAUGGUUCCCGAGAUUAGACGAGCAGUUCUCUCAGCAGAGGGCGCUAUAAUAGACACGGAAGAUGAUUUCUACAAUGACGAGAAACAAGAUAAUGAGAGUAAUAUAGAUAUCGUAGAAUCGGAGGUCGGUAGCUCAGUCAUCGAGGAAGGUCCACCGAUGAGCAAGCAAGAAGAGACCAAAGAAUACAACCUGGGUGUCCUGAAGCACGUCCAAGCCAUCUUUGGCCACUUGGCAGAGAGCAAACUCCAGUACUAUGUACCUAGGGGAUUCUGGAAGCAAUUCAAAUUGGCGGGUGAACCUGUGAAUCUUCGAGAGCAGCACGAUGCUUUAGAGUUCUUCAAUAGUCUGGUAGACAGUCUUGAUGAAGCCCUCAAGGCUCAUGGAGCCAAUGCCGUCUUUGCCAAAGUACUUGGUGGCUCUUACGCCGAUCAAAUGAUAUGCAAAGAUUGCCCCCAUAGGUAUUCCAGAGAGUCGAUGUUUACCACCUUGAAUGUGGACAUUCGCAACAAUCAAAACCUGUUAGAUUCACUGGAGCAGUUUGUCAAGGGAGACUUACUAGAGGGGGACAAUGCAUACAGGUGUGAAAAGUGCAACAAAAAGGUUGACACUGUUAAACGUAUGUGUAUCAAGAGGCUACCGAAGGUCCUUGCUAUUCAGCUGAAGAGAUUUGACUAUGACUGGGAACGGGAAUGUGCAAUAAAGUUCAAUGACUAUUUUGAGUUUCCCAAAGAAUUUGACAUGGAUCCUUACACUGUGGAGGGGCUUGCGAAAAUUGAAGGUGAGAUCAUCCAGGAUGACGAGAGAGAGAAUAGUGAGGAAGAAGAGGAAGGAGGAUCAAGAAGUACCAAGUAUAGAUUAGUAGGAGUCGUUGUACAUAGCGGACAAGCCAGUGGUGGACACUAUUAUUCAUACAUUCUACAUAGGAACGGUGGUGACGGGAACCAGCAGGGUAAAUGGUAUAAGUUUGAUGAUGGAGAAGUGACAGAGUGCCGGAUGGAAGAUGAUGAGGAGAUGAAGAACCAAUGUUUUGGAGGAGAGUUCAUGGGUGAAGUCUUUGAUCACAUGCUAAAAAGGAUGUCAUACAGAAGACAGAAGAGAUGGUGGAAUGCCUACAUCUUACUCUAUGAAAGGAUGGAUAAUAACAAGAAGGAACUUGACAAGGAGUUUGAAGGUCUCACAAUAGCCCCUAAGAUGCUGUACAAGAUGCCUCCGGCCAUCCAGCGCAGUGUCCGCAAGCAGAACAUACAGUUCAUGCAUAGCCGCAUGCAGUACAGUCCAGAAUACUUUCAGUUUGUACGAAAGCUGGUCACCUGCAAUGCAGGGCUCUUCAAUCCACCACAGGGUCAGGAGCUGCAGCUGACAACUGAGUCUGAGGAGCUAGCAAUGCUCAGUAUUCAGCUAGCAUCAAGGUUUCUCUUCACAGUCGGUCUUCAUACCAAGAAAACACUCAGAGGGCCGGCCAACGACUGGUAUGACGCCCUCUAUAUCCUCCUGAGGGUCAGUAAGAUGGUACGGAGGUGGUUUGCACAAAACAUGCUCUUCUCAGAACCAGCCAGGUUCUCGGAGUAUCUCCUAGAUUGUCCAAGCUCAGAGGUGAGGAAUGCCUUUGCUAAAGUGAUUGUCAUCCUGGCCCACUUCUCUCAGCAAGAUGGAGCAUUUCAGCCAUCCUUACAAGGGUCGGUGUCACCUGACAGCUCAACAACGCUAAGCAAUCACCUGUUGAGGGCAGUAUUAGAUCUAUUAAAGAAGGAAGUGUCUGAGCAUGGUAGACACCUGACGCAGUACUUCCAACUCUUCCAGAUGUACGCUAAUCUAGGAGUUGUCGAGAGGACACAACUGCUGAAGUUGAACGUUCCUGCGACGUUCAUGUUAGUAGCCCUAGAUGAAGGACCGGGUCCCCCCAUCAAGUACCAGUAUGCUGAACUGAGUAAGCUCUACUCGGUCGUCUCUCUUCUUAUCAGAUGCUGUGACGUCUCUUCCAGGACGAAGUCAUCCAUGGCGGGUGCCAAUCCUCUACCCAACCCUCACGGUGACCACAUGUGCUCCAAGCCUAUCAUGGCUAUUCAGCCUCAGGUAGCGGAUCUUCUCUUCUCACGUGGGGCCUACAUCAAGAAACUCAUCGAGGACUGUAAUAACUCAGAAGAGACGCCCAAACUUCUCAAAUUUUGCAGCUGGGAGAAUCCAAACUUCACGUUGGUUGUUCUAGGUGAACUCCUGUGGCAGGUUGCCUACUCCUAUACCUACGAGCUCAGACCUUACAUGGACCUCCUACUACAGAUCCUGCUCCUGCAGGAUUCCUGGCAGAACCAUCGCAUCCUCAAUGCCCUCAAAGGAAUCCCAGAUGAUCGUGACGGCCUCUUCGACACGAUCCAACGUUCGAAGACGCACUAUCAGAAGCGUGCGUACCAGUGCAUCAAGUGCAUGGUGGCGCUGUUCAGUAAUUGCGAGGCGGCGCACAGAUUGCUUCAGUCACAUGGCGAUCUGAAAAGGAAGUGGAACUGGGCUGUGGAAUGGCUUGGAGAUGAAUUAGAUAGGAGACCGUACUCUGGCAACACACAGUACACCUACAACAGCUGGUCACCCCCAGCUCAAAGCAAUGAGAUAUCCAAUGGGUACUUCCUAGAGAGGUCACACAGCGCUCGUAUUACGCUAGAGAAGGCUUGCCAGCUCUGUCCUGAAGAGGAACCGGAUGAACCCGAGAUGAUGGAUGAGCACGAGGGUUCCGAUCCCCAGGACGAAGCCCCCGUCCCAUCGACGUACCCGCAAUCCCUACCACACCUACAGACGGCUCCCAACAACCAGCAACAGCAGCAACCCAGUCCACCACCGUCAUCCUCCUCCUCAACGUCGUCAUCGCAGCAACAGUCGCAGCAACAGCCACCAGUCACAGCGCAAAAUAGCCAGAUGCAGCCACAAGUGCCCAACAACCAGCAACCGGCCCACAAUGCUCCUCCAAACACGGGCGGCCAGGUUGGGAGUCUUCACAAGCACCCAAACACCAUCAACAACACCCUCCAUAGUCCGGAGCAGGGCGGCACCACCAGCCCCACCACCUCCACUCCUGGAUCCAACCCCCAGACGAGCCCACUAGAGGGGCAGCUAGAUGAGAAGACGGAAGGGGGCAACAACAAGGAGACUUAGCUGGAUGGUGAUGAACAAGCGAGGGCUCUGUAUUCACUAGGCUGUGGCAUCACGGAACCUUUAGGAUUGGUUGGUAGACAUCUCUAUGAUAAACCACCUUGUUCCUGUUGUGUGGAAUCUAUAAACCUCUUGGAUGAAACAUUGAAGCUUUGGUGUUGAACUGUAAAACACCAUGCGGAUAUCCUUUGAUGAUGAAACAAGUGAGGAUCCUUUCACGUAGAAAGGAACAAGUUAUUGUAUGUCCUUUGCAUUGUUCUACAUAAUGCUGUAUAGACAAUUUCUUUGAUUAAGGAACGAGCAAGGUACCCUCUAAUUUGUCAAAGGAACCAGCCGGCAUGCGUCCAUGGCUUGAUCUACAAAAUCUUCAAGACAAACUUUGGGAGUUACCAAGGUUCUGAAGAUCUUUGUGGACAAUUUGUGUGAAGGGAAACGUCAUUAAACUUGCUUCGCAUGGCACUCAACACUUUUCCAAGAGGAACUUUCACAGCUUCAGCCAUGUCCUCAAAGAGUGAUUUUUCAGAUGUUGUUUGACCCUAGCUGAACUCCACACUGUAGGUAGCUUUCUUUUUACACCAUUCAUUGUGAUGCUGAUGAUUGUAAAGGGAUACAAAUCCUGGAACUGUUGGAGUCAUAUUAAUGAAUGUUGAUGAAUUCAUAAAUUGGAUUAAAAGUGAUGAGAAAAAGGGACUAUAUACUGUUCAAGUUUUAGUGAUGAGAGAUUUUACAAAUUCCUAGUUGGUGGUCUAGGAAAGAGUAUGAAUCCAAAUUGAUUUUAAAGUUAGUCUCUCUUUUUUUGGAUAGUACAUACAUGUAGUAUGAAUAAUAAUAAAGAAGAUGUAUUAAAGAUGAUGUCAUUGAAUUAAGGAUAAUCAUCUAGUGACUAUUUGCAAUAGAAAAGACGCCACGAUAAUCUGUAGUGAAUUUUCAGAUCCUGUAAUUAAGCAGAACGUCAACAGGGACUAUGCAUCCUUUGAUUAUGCAAAGGGGAAGGACUUAUUAUUAUCAUUAUUUAUUCAUAAUUUUAACAAAAAGCAAUUUACAAAUUUUAAAGGGACUCCAAGCACACAUCACCAAUAAGAUCGCACAUUAUCUGGUUUCGUGAUGGGAAAAUGCCAUAUACAUACAUUGUAUGCUGUUAUCACAGACCCUUAAGAGAUAAAAGAAAAAUUCAUUUGAAAUAACAUUCAGUGUCCUGUGAGAAAUUAAUCCAGAGAAAAAAAUGGGCACAAACUCACACAACUUGUGUUGAUACUAAUUAUUAUCUCGGGAGAUGGUUGGUGUUUUCCUGUGCUAUAACAAUUCAUGCCUGUGGUAGCUUGCCAGUGGGGAAUUGAUAACCCAAUGAUUACUGUCUGAUGUAAUCCCCCAAGGCUGUAUGUUAGGCCCAUCUGGUGUCACUAGCCAAAGGGUUCAUGAAGCCAGCUUAUUCGGGAUCUGGAUUUAAAAUUUAUGGUGUAUUUUGGUAAUUCAGAAUAAUAUUCUAUUGAGUGGCAAUGAAAGAAAGGAAUGUUGGAGUUGAAAUUGAUUUUUCAGAAGGACGGGAGUUGUGGAAAAACAUGCAAGUUCAUGCAUGUACUGUAAGCUUCCCCAGCAAUUCACGAUUGGGCCGUUUCACAAAAUUA
This is a messenger RNA of Lytechinus variegatus (green sea urchin), 9704 nucleotides long. Its product is annotated as probable ubiquitin carboxyl-terminal hydrolase FAF-X. Gene Ontology annotation, biological process: protein deubiquitination; cell migration. Gene Ontology annotation, cellular component: nucleus; cytosol. The transcript has 61 exons. Bases 268 to 8082 code for a protein of 2604 amino acids. The record is from RefSeq and is a predicted model, not a curated record. Gene Ontology annotation, molecular function: cysteine-type deubiquitinase activity; cysteine-type endopeptidase activity. NCBI's taxonomy places the organism in Eukaryota, Metazoa, Echinodermata, Echinoidea, Temnopleuroida, Toxopneustidae.